Messenger RNA from Juglans regia (Persian walnut), 585 nucleotides. RefSeq lists its product as uncharacterized. The coding region runs from base 1 to 585 and encodes 194 amino acids. The transcript has a single exon. The record is from RefSeq and is a predicted model, not a curated record. NCBI's taxonomy places the organism in Eukaryota, Viridiplantae, Streptophyta, Magnoliopsida, Fagales, Juglandaceae.
AUGGAAGCACCAGCACAACCAAAAUGGGUAAAAUAUCUCACUGCAGAACUCAAAAUCGCAACAGCAGAAGAAGCAUGGCCGUUCUUCGAGGACUACUGCAACCUAGCCAAAUAUGCUCCUGACGUAGUCGACACGAGUCACUUUGUCGAAGGGAUCUGCAACCAGCCUGGCCUCGUCCGCUACUGCGCUGCCACAGCAACAAAAGUAUGGGACGGGCGUAUGCAAUCGAAGAAAUUGUGGGUCAAUGAGAAGCUAAAUCAGAUAGAUCCCAUCAAGAAGUCUUUGACCUACGAAGUCAAGGAAAAUAACGUCGGCAUCAAGACCCUAGUGGGAACAUGCUCAGCAUAUCCAAUCAGCAAGGAAAGCAAACAAGGGUGCAAUCUCCAGUGGUCAUUCGUCGCUGAUCCAAUUCCAGGGUGGGAACAAGAUGAGUUUGCAUCUUUUAUUCAGGCUAUGCUAAAUUCCAUGGCAAAGAACAUAGAAGAUACAGUAACCGCCAAGAAAAAGAAGACAGAAGAUUCCAAGAUCCCAAGAUGCUGUCUUCCAAAUUUCCUCAGAAUGAUAAAAUCAAAUCUCAAAAUUUAA